Messenger RNA from Guillardia theta CCMP2712, 1032 nucleotides. RefSeq lists its product as hypothetical. Bases 1 to 1032 code for a protein of 343 amino acids. The transcript has 12 exons. The record is from RefSeq and is a predicted model, not a curated record. Lineage: Eukaryota; Cryptophyceae; Pyrenomonadales; Geminigeraceae.
AUGUCAACGUUGACACGUCACGGUUCCGGCAAAGUCAUGGGAGAAACGUCUUGCCUGUCGCAUCGUCAAAAUUGUCACUGGGACGAGACGCUCUCAACCCAAGCCCCUGCUUCCAGCCUGCAUGAGACAGUGGUAUACGUGGAUUGCUACAACAAGAUGGAUGAUGCAGAGACUCUGCUGGGAACGGCGACGGUGGAUCUGAAGAAGACAUCUCUGAAUGCCCACCGCCCAUCUGAAUGGCAAGACAUAGUUCAGCGAGGAAGCGAUCACAGGGGCCUGAUGGGCUGGUUUGAGUCGACAACACAGGGUGAGCCUGUUUGCGAUGAAGCUGUGAAGUGCGAGGUUGAGAGGAAAAGGGAUGCAGACGUGCUGUUGUUGUGGAUGUUUGUAACUAGUCCAGUAGAUGUGAUUGUCUUGCAACUUCUUGUCUUUGGUGUCAAUUCAUCGCAACGGGAGGACAAGAUCGCAGGACAGCUGCUGGUGCAGUCACGCUGGGAGAUGAAAGACGAUGAUGAGGAGGAGUGUCAGCGACUGGUUGAGGAGAUCAAGAGGAGAUGCGAGAACGACGAUUACUUGCGCAACAUCUUGUUUGGGAUCGUUCAGAAAUGGAAGCAUCGAUCGAUGCAGAGCUCAUUCAAAGCGCUCCAUCAUCACAUGAUGGCUGAACGAUUCAAGGGCGACAUGGCGGCCAAGUGGGAAGCACUCGGGGUCAGCAAGUUCCUGUGGGAGUGGCAGCACGUGAUAGAGAAAAAGAACAAGGCCAAGAAGAAAGAAAAGAUACAGCUCAGGACUCUCCGCAACUGCCAUCAGAACAAGUCGCUUCCCGACAUGCUGACCACGAGGCUCGGGGUCGACGAGUGGUCAAUCAAGAUCAUAUCCAACGCCCUCCGCACUGAAGCAGAGAUACAGGCUGAGCGUGUGGAAAAGGCGGAACAACUUGCCAAGAGGGUCAGGAAGGACCAGGCUCGACAAGCGCUGGAGGGCUGGUGGGACGUUGUGUUUGCCAAGGACACGUUCAAGAGGAACGACUAA